Messenger RNA from Amphiprion ocellaris (clown anemonefish), 6753 nucleotides. It is a transcript of the gene ankdd1a, whose product is annotated as ankyrin repeat and death domain containing 1A. Gene Ontology annotation, biological process: protein localization to T-tubule; regulation of cardiac muscle contraction; signal transduction. The coding region runs from base 516 to 1799 and encodes 427 amino acids. The transcript is spliced from 16 exons. Gene Ontology annotation, cellular component: T-tubule. NCBI's taxonomy places the organism in Eukaryota, Metazoa, Chordata, Actinopteri, Pomacentridae. The record is from RefSeq and is a predicted model, not a curated record. Gene Ontology annotation, molecular function: protein binding.
UCGGAGGACGAUAUCUUGCUGUGGUCUGAAAAGGAGCUACAUGAUGCUGCCAAGAAGAACGACAUGGGGAAAAUGCAGGAACUGAUCAAGAAAGGUGUGGACGUCAAGGCCAAAAACAAAAAUUUGAUGCUAUAGAAUUCAACAAUUUGGAGGCGCACAAUAAAACUGGUCUGGAUGCCGGCAGUGAAAGUCCCUGACAAGGUCUGGGUUCUAGAUCUGCCGGCAAGGAACCCAGCAUGGCUCCUCCAGUGUGUAUACCCCUCCUAGUCGAUGAGGCACUGGACACCUUGACCCAGACGACACACAUCCAACAGCCUGCGUGCGCACUAUAUAGACAGGCUGGUCGUCCAACAUCCUGGGUGGCGGAGGAGGGCUUGGCUUGGAUGGGUUUUACUUGGGAGAUGUGAAAGAUAGACCGUAAAGCACUGCACUGGGCAGCAGGAGCUGGGAAUGAACAGGCUCUGUGUCUCCUGCUGGACCACGACACAGACGUUGAUGAGAGGGACAGUUUUGGCAUGAAUGCUCUGCUUCUGGCAUCCUGGUUUGGUCAUCUAAAGAUCCUGCAGAUCCUGGUAUCCUGUGGAGCCAAGCUCAACUGUGAGAACAAAGAUGGCCUGAGUAUGCUGCACUGUGCUGCUCAGCGAGGCCACAUUACGGUGUUGGAAUUCAUCAUGGAGGACCUGGAAGGCAUUUGUCUGGACAGAGCUGACAAGGCAGGCAAGACAGCCCUCCAUCUAGCUGCUGAACACGGACAGCUUGAAGUGGUGGAGUUUCUCAUUGGAAUGGGCUGCACACAUGGUUUGAAGGACAAGGAAGAGAACACAGCUGUGCAUCUAGCAGCAAAGCGAGGGCACGCAGAGGUCCUACAGAAGAUCAUGGAGACUGGAGUAGAUGCGAACGAGAGGAAUGUAGAUGGUCUCACAGCGUUACACCUGGCAGCUGAUGGAGGUCACUAUGAGUGUGUCAAACUGCUGCUGGAAUCCAGCUGUAACAUCAAUGCACGAACUAAUAGGAAUAUGAAUGCCCUCCAUUACGUGGCCCAGCAUGGCUUUGACAGAGAGGCCAGCUUGCUGCUGGAGGCAGGAAUCAACAUAGAUGCUGUAGAUAAUCAGCAAAUCACACCGCUCCACCUGGCUGUGUUCAACAAUCACACAGAUGUUGUACGACGGCUUAUAGAUGCUGACUGUGACCUGGAUGUCACUGACAGUAGACAGCAGACUGCACUGCACAUAGCAGCAGAGCACGGAUGGCAGGACCUGGCUGAGAUUAUUCUGAUGUCUGGUGUUAAUCUCAAUCUGACUGACAAGCAGGGGAAAACAAGUCUGGAAGUUGCAGCAAGAGGAAACCAUGUCAUCCUGGUUGACAUGAUCAUCAAAGCUGACCGUUUUUAUAAAUGGGAGAGGGAUAACCUUACCAACGAGCAGGAAUCCUGUGUGGGUCGACCUCUCAGCUUCAAACAGGACCACCAGCCAGAGACACAGCACUUGCGCUCUGUUCUGUGGAGCCUUGCCACCAAGCACCUCUGCCGCGGAGAGUGGAAGAUUCUGGCACAACACUGGGACUUUAGUGAUGCACAUAUACGAGCUAUAGAACAACAGUGGACAGGUAUGAAAAGCUACAAAGAGCAUGGUCACCGCAUGCUGUUGGUAUGGCUUCAUGGAGUAGUGGUGGCUGGGGAAAACCCAAUCAAAACCCUCUACGAGGGGCUGGUGCAAAUCUCACGGGCGGACUUGGCAGAGUGCAUUCGGCAGAAGGCCAACGCAGACACCAGCUCUCCCAAAAUGUGCUCUACAAUGUGACCAACACUGUGAACGACCGUAGCAGACACCCAACAAACCCACCCCUCACGUUUACAGAACUCCAUCCAGCAGGCAAUGCCCAGAACUGAGCCCAUAAAAAGCUCUUUGUUGUCAAUGGCAUGACCUGCUUUCAUGUUCACACUGUAAAUACACUGUUUACUUACCACUAGCUAAGGGAAUGCUGGAUGUAAACCUGUGAACUACCUGCUGAGAGUGUACACUAAGAGUUUUUUUUUUAAAUUUUUUGAUGUAUGUGCUUACUAAUACAGCUCAUACUGUACUGUAUCUCUGGAAGCAAAGGGCUUUGUUCACACAAUAGUACAGCCUAUAAUGACCAUGUAUCAGUCAGCAAUUCAAGCAUAUAUGUAUAGUCAUUAAUUAAUCAAAAUUAUUGGCACCCCUAAAAUUUUUCCAGAAAAUACACCAUUUCUCCCAGAAAUUGUUGCAAUUACAAAUGUUUUUGGUAUACACGUGUUAGUUUUUCUUAAUGUGCAUUGGAAAAACACAAGAAAGUAGAAGAAAAAAACCAAAAUUUACCUAAUUUUACACAAAACUCAAAAAAUGGGGUGGACAAAAUUAUUUGCACCCUUUUAAAACUGUGGGUAAAUCAUUUUAUUUCAAGAAUGUGAUGCUCAUUUAAACUCAACUGUGGCAAGUAACAGGUCCUUGCAAUAUAGAAAUCACACCUGAAGCCAGUUAGAAUGUAUAAACGUUGAUUCAACCUUUGUGUUGUGUGUCUGUGUGUAUCACACCAAGCAUAGAGAAGAGAAAGAAGAGCCGAGAAGUAUCUGAGGACUUAAGGAGCAAACUUGUGGAAAAAUAUGAACAGUCUUGAGAUUAAAAGACCAUCUCCAGAGAUCUUGAAGGCCAGUGCUCUGGAUCGUAGUGGAGGAAGCCUGCUGGGAUCUCCAGUGUUGCUCCUUUAGGAAGGAACUGACCGUUCACCACACAGUCACGUUCGAUGUUUCGUGCAAACCUGAAUCCAGGUGGGUAGAGGCGUAACGCUUCACUUAUAACCAUGUCCAAAUACUUCAACUCCUGGACAUUUGUGUAAUCUGGUGAGUCAUAUCUGGUGAAAAAAUCAUCCACCUCUUCCUGCACUUUGCAUUGACAUUCAGGGUGGAGGGCCAGGAGGUAGCAGGUGAAGGCUAACGUGUUGCAUAAUAUUAUCAAGAAGUUUAUAAUCCAUGGAACUGUGGCUAAUCUCCCUGGAUGGGAACGGAAGAGAAAAACUGAUGAAAGAAUGCAACACAGGAUAGUUUGAAUGAUGGAUAAACAUCCUCAGUCAAAUUCCACACAAAUUCAGGCUGUCCUGCAGACUCAGGGUGCAAAUGCGUCAGCUCGGACCAUACGUUGUCAUCUGAAUUAGAAGAAGCACUAUGGCAGGAGAGCGAAGAGAACCCCACUGCUGACAAAGAGGCAUAAAAAAGCCAGACUGGAGUUUGCAAAAAUGUACCUGAGUAAGCCUCAGUCCUUCUGGGAGAAUGUUUUGUGGACAGACUAAGGUAGAGCUUUUUGGAAAAGCACAUCAUUCAACUGUUUACAGAAAACAGAAUGAGGCCUACAAAGAAAAGAACACAGUACCUACAGUCAAACAUGGUGGAGGUUCAAAGAUGUUUUGGGGUUGUUUUGCUGCCUCUAGCACUGGGUGCCUUGACGGUGUGCAAGGAAUCAUGAAAUCUGGAGACUAUCAAAAUAUUUUGGGCCGCAAUGUAGGGCCUAGUGUCAGAAAGCUGGGUCUGUGUCAGAGGUCAUGGGUGUUCCAGCAGGAUAUUGACCCCAAACAUACCUCAAAUAGCACCAAGAAAUGGUUGGAGACAAAGCGUUGGAGAGUUCUGAAGUGGCCAGCAAUGAGUCCAGAUCUAAAUCCCAUUGAAAACCUAUGGCGAGAUCUCAGAAUUGCUGUUGCAAGAAGGCAGCCUUCAAAUCUGAGAGACCUAGAGCAGACUGCAAAAAAAGAGUGGUCUAAAAUUCCAUUUAAGAGGUGUAAGAAUCUUGUUGAUGGUUAUAGGAAAUGAGUGGUUUCAGUUAUUUCUUCCGAAGGGUGUGCAACCAAAUAUUGAGUUGAGGGUGCCAAUAAUUUUAUCCAGCCCAUUUUUUGAGUUUUGUGUAAAAUUAGGUCAAUUUUGGAUUUUUUCUUCUGCUGUUGUGUUUUUCCAAUGCACAUCACGGAAAUAAACAUGUGUAUACCAAAAACAUUUGUAAUUGCAACAAUUUCUGGGAGAAAUGGUGUAUUUUCUGGAAAAAUUCCAGGGGUGCCAAUAAUUUUGGCCAUGACUGUAUAUAUGAAGAAUUUUAUGUCAAUUCCCUGGUUCUGUGUGUUACUUGGGUCCUUAUCAACAUUAAACUUUACAUUUGUUUAUCAAACAUAUGUUAGCAGGACUGCACAGUGGAGUGGUGGUUAGAACUUCUGCCUUGCAGCUAGAAGAUCCCUGGUUUGCAUCCCAGCCUUCCUGGGAUCUUUCUGCAUGGAGUUUGCAUGUUCUCCCUGUGCAUGUGUGAGUUUUCUCCGGGUACUCCAGCUUCCUCCCACAGUCCAAAAAUAUGCUGAGGUUGAUUGAUUUUUCUAAAAUUGCCCGUAAGUCUGAAUGCGAGUGUGAUUGUUUGUCUCUAUAUGUAGCCUUCGGAUAGACUGGCGGACUACUCAACACACUAUUAACCUUUCAAAGCAGAAGGAUUAUGACAAGAUUUUCUGACUUCACCAUGACACUUGUAUCAGAGUGAUGUGUUGUUAAUAAAAUAUCACAAUGAAAUAACAGACUUUUUUCAAUCUAUUUAAUAUUGAAGCACCUGCCCCUUUACUCCUUGGUGCCCAAAGUACCCUUUUGUCAAAGUUUUUAAAAAAAAUUUUAUUUAAUUUUAUUUAAUUUUGGGGUUUUUUUGUAAAUGUGUGUGUGUGUGUAAAAGUUUUCAAGGCCCAAAAUAAUAAAUAAAACAAAAAUAAUAAUAAUAAUAAUAAUAAUAAUAAUAAUUCAGAUCUACCCUCGGUCGGUCACAUGAUCCACGUAGACGUCCCUCACUGCUCUGAGGUGUCCAGAUGUUCCCUGUAGCUCAGGAGGAGGAGGACUUCAAGAACUGAUGGUCCUGAUGGUGAGGAGGUUUUGCAGCGGGAUUCGUUUGUGCACGGUGUUUUCUAGAUGACUGACAAAGUGAAGUGAGUCUCCUGUGUGUGUAUCUGACUCUACACAAGUCUCAUCAGUUAUAGCCGCUAGUUAACCACACAGCAUGCUGAGAGGAUAAAGUCUGUCAGGCUUCUUUUUGUUUCUAUAGGUUUCUUUUGUCAUGGGCAAAGUGCAUCAGAGAGAUGUAUUAUUUUACUGUCAGUGAGUUGCAGUGUGUUUCCUGUGUUUCUAGAGGCAAUGAGGCAUAGGUUAUGUUAUUCCACUAAAACUAUGUGCAUUUUCACAUAAUCUUGGACUAUUGCAGUAUAAAUACAAUAACAAUAAUAAUUAGAAGAAUUUGAAUUGGGAUUUUCUCAACCUCUCAUUUAAAGAUAUCAGUAUUUGUUUAUAACAUUUGUAUAUAUAAAUGUAAAUGUAAUAUGCAUAAAUAUAAAAUAUAUAACUUUUAUAACUUUGUUGUCUUGCACAAAGUGGAUAGUCAAACUGAAUAAAAGUACAAAUGCACUUAAAUACAUAAUUUCUGUAUCAUUUAUUUAUAAUUUUUUUACUUUAUUAUUAGCACCACGAAUAAUAAAGGGCAGAUUAUGAAUCAGCACCAUGGAGCAAAUCCAUUGCUAUACAGUACAUGUCUUGAAAAGGUAUGAAACUUAAAAGCAAGGACUCCAGGAAGAGUAGCUGCAGUUACAGUCCAGUGUCUAAUGGUGAUCUAAAUUCAACUUCAAAAUAAUAAUAACUAAUUAGCAUUGCUGAAGGGCCCAGUGGUGGCCACCUCAGGGUUUGAACCACUAACCUUCUGAUCACUAGUCCAGAGACUUAACCACUGCACUAUAUUACCUUCACUAUAAAUAUAGGUUGCUACAAUUCAGCCAGUUUUAUUGUCAGGUAUAUUUCUGUAUGGUGUUUCAAAUUCGUGCUCCAUGUGCUCCCUUUUAACUUUGAGCACACAUCCCAAGUUCCAUAUGAUAAGCAACAAGUAUCAGAUCAGAUACUACAGAUGUUUACAAAGAUGAAGAUGGACUGGUGCAAAAAGCUACAGUACAAAUGGGUAGCAGAAAGCUGGGGAAGAGUAGUCAACAACUCAAUAGUUCAUCCAUACUUGAACAUCCUAUUCAUAAAUUAGUUGUGCUUAUAGAAAACAAUUAAAAUGUAUUCCAUGGGAAUCAAUCUCAAACCACUUACCAAUGUAGAACAUUGAAGGUAUCAGUUUGACUUGAGAGGUACCAGUUAUUUGAUUUUGAAAAUUACUAGAUUUAUUCAAUGUUCAUAAAAUGGUAUCAUGAAUCAUAGUAAUUUGGUGGGAGUGUGACUGUCCAAAGACAGUGAUUCUUGGAAUUUCAAGUUGGUUGUUUUUUGUGUUUAUUUUUUAUAUGUUUGAAUUUUGUAUUAUAAUUGUUCAUAAUGGGAGAGAUGAAUGUACACCUUUAAGAGGUCACAUGGCUGCGUUUUAGCGCAAGGUCACCCGUGUGGGAUUGUGGGUAAUAGCAGCACGGUUACAGAGGAGAACGCCAUUGUUGCUUCAGAGGAUGGCAUUAUUGCUUCAGAGGACGGCAUUAUUGCUUCAGAGGACGGCAUUCUGCACGGUCUGAGAGGUGCACACGGUGAAGUGACUUUUGGGUUUUGUUUUUUUUUAUAUUUUUUCUAUUAUUUGUUCACAUGCAUUGUCUGGCACUGUUGUACUGACGUGUGGGACCUAGCGACGGAAAGCUAGUUUGGAGUCUGUCUAAAAUUACGAAAUUUCUUGUAUAUUUUUGACAUACUUGUAUAUUUUUUUAUUGUCCUAGUUUUCACAGUGUCGGCAGAAUGCAGGGAAUAAAAGUCAAAAGACAUCUGUA